Molecule: messenger RNA, 1827 nt
Organism: Talaromyces amestolkiae
Lineage: Eukaryota; Fungi; Ascomycota; Eurotiomycetes; Eurotiales; Trichocomaceae
Exons: 3
Coding region: 1-1827 (608 amino acids)
Cellular component (GO): nucleus
Source: RefSeq, a predicted model, not a curated record
AUGCCGCCCAUGUCAGAAGAAGACUUGGAAUGGUUCAAGUCGACCUUUCGUCCCAUUCCGCGUCCCCAACUGCCGGAAGAUGCCAUAGAGUAUUCUCUCUACUUGCUCUCAGCAGACCCCGCCCCCGCUUCGACAGAUACCGUUGUUCACACACGCGCGCGUCUUCAGGAAGUCCAGAAAAGUGCGUCAGAACUGGUUAAAGACUUGUUGAAGGAUUACAUCUGGCAGCGAGAAGCCUUCAGUCUUGAAAUUGCCAAAGAAAAUGACGUCACCUAUCUUCGUGGACGAACCAAUUUCGGCGACUCUAUCGAAGACGAAUGGGUAAUUGUCUAUCUUUUGCGGGAGUUGACAAAAAAACACCAGGAUCUAUGGGUUCGUGUUGUGGAUAGUGAUGGCGAGUUUCUGCUUGUCGAGGCAGCCAGUAGUCUACCAGACUGGCUGGAGCCUGAAAUUGCUGACUACAGGGUCUGGAUCAACAAUGGCCACCUUGUAAUCAUAAACCCGAAACCCGAUCGGAAAAGAGUCACGGAGAAGAUAACGCUCGAGGAGUCGCUGAAAAUUGCACCACACGAAAAUGAUCGCUUAUUACGUUCAUCGUCCAUCGAAGAGGAGGCGUUCUAUCGUCUACGAAAAUAUCCCGAGCAGAUUAAAGAGAACCUUCAUUGCGCACUAGUAUCUGUUCCUCGGAAGGUUGCAUACUUGCUUCAUCAGAAACCGGCCUAUAUCUCAGCAGCCGUUGAAGCCUUCUAUACCCGCGACCCGAUAUCUUUACGAACUCUCAAAGCAAGAGGCAAAGAUGAUUUGCUUUUUCCUCCAGGUGAUUUUGUCACGGUCAGCGUUAGAUUUACAAGGGUGGGAUAUGCCCAGGUCAAAAGUCAAGACUUUCCAGCUCCAGUUUCAUGGGCACAGAAUAUGCCGGCUCCUACAGAUGUCGAAGAUUUUACCAAAGUGGAAACAGGCAUGAAAGUGUCUUGUGGGUUUGAAAUGCUGCUUAAUGAUCCCCAGAACCAGGAUAAGCCUAUGGUUCGAGAGAUAAAAUUAUUACUCGAGGAUUUAGAUACUGGUGAUGAGGUCUUGCCAACCGUGGAUGAAAUGCAAAGGUCUUGGAGCAUGCAACAAGACGAUGAAAGUUGGUUGGAUAUCAGCUUCGAAGAUCUUGAUAGAGAACUCAAAGGGGAGGGUGGCAAGGACAAAAAAUCUGGUGCCUUUGGCGAUCAGAGCGCACAGGAAAAUUUACAGCGAAUUGUCGCCCGAUUCGAGGAAUUUUUGAAAGACGACUCGGCUAAUUUUGACGGGGUUGAUCUUUAUAAUUCCGACACAGACGAUGAACCGGACGACGAAGAAGCCAGCAGUGAAGAUGAAGAAGCAGAUUUGAAAUUCGAUGAGGAAGAAUUUAUAAAGUACAUGAAGGAAAUGCGAAUGGACCCUUCAGGCGUUGAUUUACGAACGAGAUUCGAUAAAGCCAUGAAAGGAAGAGUAGAGGAGCUCGAUUCGACAGAUGAAGAGGACGAUAUAAAGGAGAUUGAGGAACUUUCGCGCCAGAUGGAAGCAGAGUUGAGGCCGACUGGAGUUUUGAAUGUGAACAAUCGGGAUGCUGAUCAAAACCCGGCCGCAGUGAAAGGCAAAGGCAAGGGAAAACAGAGAGCCGACCUUGAAGAUUUUGACUUUGACGAAGAAGAUCCCGCAAAUGUGAAUCUGGUGAAGAAUCUUCUUGAAAGUCUACAGAGCCAGGCUGGAAUGCCUGGUCCUGCCGGCAAUCUUCUGGGGAUGAUGGGCAUGCAAAUGCCUCCCGAUGACCGCAAGUCCGGCAAAUCUCGCAAAUCAUGA